CAUGCAACGCAGGAGCACGUCCGUCCCACGAAAUCUACGAGGGCAGGAGAAUAUUCAACGCUCUCCCGAGAUUUCCAAAAGAUAAGAGAGAGAUUCUGAAUCCCACAGCUGUCUAUGAUCCUGUUCGGUGUAUGUAAGCCAACCGGACUUGCCUCGUCUCCGCAGGAUCUGCAGCUGUGUUCCUUUUUGCGCCUCUCUCUCUCUCUCUCUCUCGCCCUCUUCAGCCCAUUCCCACGUGGUCAUUCACCCGCUUAUUUUCUUGAUAUAGUUUGAUUAAAUGGUAAGUCAGUAAGCAUGAUGAUGAUAUUGGAAGAUCAAAGGUGCACUGUAUCCGAAACGAAUCUUCCUCUCCCUGUCUUUCCUUACUUGUUUUCUCAAUGAAUUCUGUGUAUCUCACCGCUCCACACACUCAUCGUCCCCUCCCCUCCCCUCCCCUCUUCUUUAUACCAAUCCCCACCCCCCUCUCGCGCUCAUAUAUUAGCUAGGGAGAGGGAGAGAGAGAGAGAGAGAGAGAGAGAGAGAGAGAGAGAGAGAGAGAGGGAUCUGCAGUGACACCCAGUUAAUCAUCACAUAAGAUCUACCGAUCAAGAUUGAAAAUGGCGGCAGCCGCUCCUCCGCCGAACCCCGUGCCGGUUGCCUACCAGGCCUUCACGUCGGCUGCGGUGCCCGACUGGCUGAACAAGGGCGACAACGCAUGGCAGAUGGUGUCGGCCACGCUCGUCGGCCUCCAGAGCGUGCCGGGCCUCGUCAUCCUCUACGGCAGCAUCGUCAAGAAGAAGUGGGCGGUCAACUCCGCCUUCAUGGCCCUCUACGCCUUUGCCGCCGUCGUCCUCUGCUGGGUCAUCUGGGCCUACAAGAUGUCCUUCGGCGACAAGCUCCUCCCCUUCUGGGGCAAGGCCGGCCCCGCCCUCGGCCAGAGCUUCCUGAUCAAGCAGGCCGUCUUGCCUGAGACCAAGCACUUCUACAAGAACCAUACUACGGUCGAGACGGACACCGCGAGACCCUUCUACCCGAUGGCGUCGAUGGUGUGGUUCCAAUGCGUGUUCGCCGCCAUCACGCUGAUCCUCCUCGCGGGGUCGGUGCUCGGGCGGAUGAACUUUAGGGCAUGGAUGAUGUUCGUGCCGCUCUGGUUGACCUUCUCCUACACGGUGGGCGCGUUCAGCCUGUGGGGCGGCGGCUUCUUGUUCCAUUGGGGCGUCAUGGACUACUCCGGCGGCUACGUCAUCCACCUCUCCUCCGGCAUCGCCGGCCUGACCACCGCUUACUGGGUGGGACCGAGAUUAACAAAGGAUAGGGAGAGAUUCCCUCCGAACAAUGUGCUGCUGAUGUUGGCGGGGGCAGGACUGCUGUGGAUGGGGUGGGCGGGGUUCAACGGGGGAGACCCGUACACGGCAAACAUAGACUCGUCAGUGGCCGUGCUCAACACCAACAUAUGCGCGGCGACGAGCCUCCUGGUGUGGACGUGGCUCGACGUCAUCUUCUUCAAGAAGCCCUCCGUCAUCGGGGCCGUCCAGGGCAUGAUCACGGGCCUCGUUUGCAUCACUCCCGCCGCAGGUCUCGUCCAAGGAUGGGCGGCCAUAAUCAUGGGGAUCAUGUCCGGAAGCGUCCCGUGGUUCACCAUGAUGAUCGUGCACAAGAGGUGGACUUUGCUCCAGAAGAUCGACGACACCCUCGGAGUCUUCCACACCCACGCUGUAGCCGGCUACCUCGGCGGCAUCCUCACGGGCCUCUUCGCUGAGCCGGAGCUCUGCUCCCUCUUCCUCCCGGUCACCAACUCGAGGGGGGGAGUCUACGGCGGCUCCGGCGGGGUCCAGAUCCUGAAGCAGAUGGUGGGCGGGGCCUUCAUCAUCGGGUGGAACGCGGUGGUCACGUCAGUCGUGUGUGUGGCGAUAAGCUGGGUGGUGCCGCUGCGGAUGCCGGAGGAGCAGUUGCUGAUUGGGGACGACGCGGUGCACGGGGAGGAGGCCUAUGCGCUGUGGGGGGAUGGGGAGAAGUACGAUUCAACCCAGCAUGGUAUGCUUUCAGAUGAAACCACGCACCCCAAGGCAUCUAGCGGUGCGACACAAGUAGUGUAACAUAUAUGGCCAGAGACGGAUUCAAAGAAUGCAUAAGAACGAUUAUUUUUAGCAUAGAUAGAUAGAUCGAUACUGGUUUGGUUUGGGAUAUGAAUGUUGAUGAUGAUCUUCUUGGCUUUUUA
This is a messenger RNA of Syzygium oleosum, 2197 nucleotides long. RefSeq names its product ammonium transporter 3 member 1-like. The transcript is spliced from 3 exons. Gene Ontology annotation, biological process: ammonium transmembrane transport. NCBI's taxonomy places the organism in Eukaryota, Viridiplantae, Streptophyta, Magnoliopsida, Myrtales, Myrtaceae. Bases 597 to 2075 code for a protein of 492 amino acids. Gene Ontology annotation, molecular function: ammonium channel activity. The record is from RefSeq and is a predicted model, not a curated record. Gene Ontology annotation, cellular component: plasma membrane.